This is a messenger RNA of Daphnia carinata, 4365 nucleotides long. RefSeq names its product histone-lysine N-methyltransferase EZH2-like (gene E(z)). Gene Ontology annotation, biological process: chromatin remodeling. The transcript is spliced from 15 exons. Gene Ontology annotation, molecular function: protein binding; histone H3K27 methyltransferase activity. The record is from RefSeq and is a predicted model, not a curated record. The coding region runs from base 1006 to 4095 and encodes 1029 amino acids. NCBI's taxonomy places the organism in Eukaryota, Metazoa, Arthropoda, Branchiopoda, Diplostraca, Daphniidae.
CGUUUGGGGUUGGAACCUAGCGGAUGUCCACGUGAACGGUUUUGUUGGCCGCCGUUUUGAAUCUCCUGGCCAGAGAAGGCUCACGCACCCUGGCGAUCAGACACGUUAUCUUAUCAGUCCCGCUCAGCUUUGAAGCAGAUCCACACAGACAUAAGCAAAAAGGGCGCGGUAAAAAUUGAGGACGUAUAAUCAUUUUCACGGUGAGAGGAAUGUCAUCUGUUGUGAAAGAAAAAGUAUGUGUAUCGGACAGCCAUUCAACUGGACGUUCCACAGUACUUGUCAGACUUUACUCGUGGUAUCCUAGGCUUUAAACAAGUCUCACUUUUGUGUUAAAAGUCGACAAGAAUCCGUCUGCUGGGGGUGACACGUCUGAAACGGUUAGGGCUUUUGAAGGUCGUAUAAUAAACUAAGUUACUAACUAUUCUUCCCUUCGCUCGUUCUCCCAUACAUCUAACCUUUCUUUUUCUUCGUCCCCUUCCAAUCCUCCUUCCCACCUCCCUUCAACCAACAACCAUCCACCAAAAACUUCUUCCUUGAGGGGGUCGAAAUUACAACCUACUGCCCGUACACAGCGCUCAACAAUCCCUAAGGCUUCUCUUAAUAUCUUGUGCGCGUUGUGUGCGUCUCGUAGCGGAUAGUAUGGUGCACUGUAGUAUAAGAAUGGGGUGGCGAGAGGAGGUUGCGCCCCGUCUGUGUGUAAGAGCUUGGUGUCUACUACAAAUAGUUUACCCGACUUGUCGAGUUAUCUUUCUUACACCAACUUGUUGUGCUUUUUUGUCCCUGCUUAUUUUUCAGUUUUUUCUCCUUUCCUGUCAGGUUCGGAGGUACGCUGUCGAGCUGCUUUAAAAAGUUUUUGACUUUGAAUUCUAACGGUUCCUGCAGUACUACAAUCAGAAAACGGAUUGCUUACUGCUGACGUUCAUUUCUAAGCCUCGGAGAAAAACAUUUUUUUUUUGCGUUGUUCAAUAACAAUAAUUUUAAAAACAGCAUUGUUUUGGCCGCACCAUGGCGCCUCGUGAAGUGAAGUUUACAAAAAAUCGUAUUGGUGGAGUGACAUUAUUCAUCGAUGGAUUCAAAUACCGAAUUAAUCGUCGUUCAGGCAACACCGUUUAUUGGCGGUGUUUCCACCGAUGGUGUCAUGCCAAUGCAGUGGUCGAAAAUGGUAAACUGAAAUCAUCUUGUGGUGAACACAUAUGCCAACAUCAAACACUCAACGGCAGCGCCCUUUCUAGACCGGGACGCCACCGCCAGUUGCCACAACAGCAGCAGACGCCAUCAGCAGUCAUUCAGCAGACGGCGGUUCAACUUCAGCAGCGACCGACAACCUCCUCGUCGUUGCCUGUCCAACAGAUCGCCAAAGGUCCCACUGUCAAAAUGGCCACACGUGCAGCUCAAGGUUCGGCUACUCAGACCUUAACCAGAAAUGCCAACAAGGCCAAAACAGCACUCAGAUCUCAGAAACCUUCUACCAACAAUAAUAUGGUCGUUCGUCGCAAAUCCAAGGCCACAGAGGAGGAUAACAAAACAAACGCUUCAGUGCAGCAUAGUCAGCAACAACCACCGGCGCCCACCGAUUCGCCUGAGUCUAACAGUGUUCCAGAUUCGUCUCCUAAACAGAAUGAAGCACCCAAGUACAAGAUAUCGGCCGAGUGGAAACGGCGAGUGAAAUCCGAGUACAUGCGGAUCCGCCAAUCUCGUCGUUAUAAACGGGCCGAUGAGAUCCGUGCAGCUUGGUCCGAUAACAGAAAGAAUGUCACUGAGAGAGUGGCUGCCAACCAGAAGAAAUGGGAGGUGAGCAAAGCAUUCUGGGCGUGCAGCCAAGAAUGGCCAGCUCACAGUCAGUGCAUGAAAAAAGUCAAACCUGAACAUGGAAUGGGAGUCAACACAGAUCAGAAAGUAGUGCCUGUUAAAAUCAUUAAUGCAGUUGCACCUGUACCCACCAUGUACACUUGGGCUGGGCUUCAACAGAAUUUCAUGGUCGAGGAUGAAACAGUUCUUCACAACAUCCCUUACAUGGGAGAUGAUGUGUUGGACCAGGAAGGAACGUUUAUCGAAGAACUGAUCAAAAACUAUGACGGGAAAGUUCACGGAGACCGCGAAGGGGGCGUCAUCGAUGACGACGUCUUCGUGGAACUAGUCACUGCCUUAGUCCCCUUUUGCGAAGAGGAUGAGAAAUCCGAACCUAGCAGUUUAAAAGCUGUCAAAGCAGAGAAACCAGACGAAGAUGCUCGGUGCGAGGCCGUGACAGUGGCCAAUGACAAGCCAGCUGGCACCUCUGGCUCUAUAUCAGCGAAAGAUCUCCCUAAUAUCAUCGUCUUUCAAGCAAUUGCCUCUGUAUUUCCUGACAAGGGAACACCCGAAGAAUUUCGAGAAAGGUAUAUGGAACUUACAGAACGAGUUGAUCCAGUUGCCUUGGGUAGCGAGUGUACUCCAAAUAUUGACGGUCUGAAAGCCCUGUCUGUACAAAGAGAACAAGCAAUGCAUUCGUUUCAUACCUUGUUCUGUCGCCGGUGCUUUAAAUACGACUGUUUUCUUCAUCAAACUCAAGGAGCUGUGCCUCGUCGAGGUCUUCAGUCAUACCACCCUGGGCCCAACAGUCAAAAGAGAAAGUGUAACGAUCUCAAACUUCCUAAGCAGCCGUGUGGACCACAAUGCUACAUGUAUCUGGAAGGUCUACUGGAGAGAUUGGCAGCACAAGCGGCAAAAGAAGGUGAUGAAGUAGACGGGCAGCCCCUUAAAAUUCGGAAGACUCUUUCUCUGGAUUCGGGUAAUGAGGCUUCAUCUGAGGAUAGCAAUGAUAGUAGCGUCAAAGUUGAGAAUGGCGGCGACGGAAAUUCGUCGGGAGCUAUCAAAGAUGAGAAAGAAAUAGAAUGUGCAAUGGAAGUCGUCGUUGAGAGCCAUAACCCACCAGAAUCUGUUGCUCCUAAAAUUGCUAAGGCGAGUAACGCGUCAACUCCAGCUAGCUCCAAUGAAAACUCGAAUAGUUCUUCGAGUUUGGUACCUGAACGCAAGAAUAGCCUUAAUGAGAAGGCAGGGCCGUCGAGGGAAAGUAAAUCAAAUGAAUCUGGCACAAGCACGCCCCUUGCCCAAGCACCACCUGCUCAAGAGCUGAAUCCUCUAAAAGGCAUCGACCCGGAGUUACAAGCUAUUUGGACACCUGCGGAACAAACCCUGUUUAGAGCAGUGCAUCCGAUUUUUCUCAACAAUUAUUGCGCUAUUGCCCAGUCUAUUCUUAGCAAAACAUGUCAGCAGGUUUAUCGCUUUGCUCAGCAAGAAGCCGCCGAUUUACCGGCCCUCGAAGCCGAGAAGGAAGCUACCCCACCGCGCAAAAAGAAAAAGAAGCUAAGACUCUGGUCCGUUCACUGCCGUAAAAUCCAGCUUAAGAAAGAUGCCUCAUCAAAUCACGUCCACAACUUUACUCCAUGCGACCAUCCCGGUCAGCCAUGCGAUUCCAACUGCCCGUGUGUAAAUGCACAAAAUUUCUGCGAGAAAUUCUGCCAGUGCAGCUCGGAUUGCCAAAACAGGUUUCCAGGUUGUCGAUGCAAAGCUCAAUGCAAUACCAAACAGUGCCCCUGUUUCUUGGCCGUUCGUGAAUGUGACCCAGACCUGUGCGGUACUUGUGGGGCGGAUCACCAUGAUGUUACCAAAAUUACCUGCAAGAACGUCAGCGUUCAACGGGGAUUGCGGAAGCAUCUCUUAAUGGCCCCCUCCGACGUGGCUGGUUGGGGAAUAUUUUUGAAAGAAACGGUUCAGAAGAAUGAAUUCAUUUCAGAAUACUGCGGCGAAAUUAUCUCGCAAGAUGAAGCCGAUCGAAGAGGAAAAGUGUACGACAAAUACAUGUGCUCCUUUUUGUUCAACCUCAAUAAUGACUUUGUUGUUGACGCCACCAGAAAAGGCAACAAGAUACGCUUUGCCAAUCAUUCGAUCAACCCCAACUGUUACGCCAAAGUCAUGAUGGUUAACGGUGAUCACCGAAUCGGUAUCUUCGCCAAAAGGUUCAUUCACUCUGGAGAGGAGCUAUUCUUUGAUUACAGGUAUGGACCUACAGAGCAACUGAAAUUUGUUGGCAUUGAAAGAGAAGCGGAAUUCCUAUAAAAUAGUUUUUCGAUCUGCAAAUUUUGAGGCCUUCACAGAGUUCGUCAGGUUCAGUACUUAACUGGAUGAACGAAAGCAUCGUUUCUAGACUAAAUAACACGUUUUGUGCUUUAUGUAAAUCAUGGUGUUAAAUCAUGCCUAUGUAUUGUAGUAAUUCGAUUUUAUCGUAAAUCAGUUGAUAGUGAAUAUUCUUUCUCACGUUGUUCGCUGAUCGGUGUGCGUUGGCCAUUGACAAACACUUAGAUCAAUAAUAAACUAUUUUCAUAAUCA